AUGUACUUCUCCAAUUCACUCAAAGCCAUCACCCUCUUACUAGCUACAUCAGCUUUAGCGCAAGACGAUAGUAACAACGAUGGGGAGAGCGAUAGAGAUUCUGGAAAUACAAGUGUAGUUUCAUCAACUGGAUCAACAACUUCAACUUCAGCUUCAACAUCAACGAGUUCCGCUACCACUUCUGAAGUAGCAAGUACCAAUACGAGUGCGAUCAGUAGUAGUUCAAUCUCAACUGCCAGUUCGACGACAAGUUCCACGGGAGCUUCUGAGACUUCUUCGACAGUCUCAUUGAAGCUGGCUAAGAAAUAUGUUGGAGAGGACUUCAUGAAUGAUUUUGAUUACUUCACGGAUGAUGAUCCGACCUCAGGUUACGUCAACUACGUCUCGAAAUCGGAUGCCCAGAAAUCAGGUUUGAUAGAUGUACAAGCCAAUAAUGUCUUUUACAUGGCUGCCGAUUCUACCAACGUACCUACCGGAAGAGGAAGGGAUAGUAUUAGGAUUAGCAGUAAAAGCAAAUAUGCCGAUGGUGUUUAUAUCUUGGAUCUCAAUCAUAUGCCAGUAGGAUGUGGGACAUGGCCGGCAUGGUGGACAGUGACCAAAUCCGGAUGGCCCAAGGGCGGAGAGAUCGAUAUAUUAGAAGGUGCCAAUGGACUUCCCUUAUCUGGUUCAGCAGCAUACAACGCCACUACGGGCUUAUCGACCAACCCCGACCCAAUGAUAUACAACGCCGCUGCCUUGCACACUUCUGAUACUUGUACGCUGAACGGUCAGACUUAUAUGGAUGGUCAGAUUGGCGAAUGGCAAUGUUCGGCUUAUUUUUCUGGAAAUACCGGAUGUGGAGUCAAGAUGACCGGUGUGACUAAUGGGUCGUACGGUGGUCCGGUUAAUGGAGUGGGUGGUGGAUGGUAUGCAAUGUGGAGAGACCUAGAGAACUCGGGUGGUAUCUACGUUUGGUUCUGGCCUCGAAAUUCCCAAACUGUUCCAGACGAUGUCAAGAAUUCCAACACGGCUACGACUAACGUUGCUAAUUGGGGUAUCCCCAAUGCCAAUAUGACUGUCCCAUGUCGAGAUAACUUCAACAACCAUGUGAUUGUCUUCGAUUUGACCUUCUGUGGUGACUAUGCUGGAGCAACAUACACCUCGUCAGGAUGUCCCGGAACAUGUGCCACUUUCGUUCGAUCCAAUCCCGCUGCAUACUCUGAAGCAUAUUGGUCAUUGAACUCUUUGAGAGUAUACACAGCAAGUGGUAAAGCUGCUUCUGGAGCUGGAUUGAGUGGAGGUGCUAUAGCGGGUAUAGUAGUCGGUGCAGUAGCAGCUUUGGUAAUUGCUGUUCUAGUAUAUCUUAGGUUCAAGAAAACCAGAAAGAAUAGACAACUGGUUGAAGAAGCUACUCUAACUGAAGAACCAAUCCCGCCAACAGCCAAGGGGCCAUACGCUUUCUUAGCAUCGAGAAAACCACGAGUCGGACCUACCAAACUUGCACCUGGACGUACUGCCCAACAUUUCCUGCAUGGUGAAACUCCCACUGCAGUAUACGGUAGAACACCCGUAGGAAGUGAUUCGGAUAUCAAAUUGGCUGAAGCUACCUAUAGACCACAUGGUGGUAAUUCAAGUUGGAUAGGAUAG
Molecule: messenger RNA, 1626 nt
Organism: Kwoniella botswanensis
Lineage: Eukaryota; Fungi; Basidiomycota; Tremellomycetes; Tremellales; Cryptococcaceae
Exons: 9
Coding region: 1-1626 (541 amino acids)
Biological process (GO): glucan catabolic process
Molecular function (GO): hydrolase activity, hydrolyzing O-glycosyl compounds
Source: RefSeq, a predicted model, not a curated record